Molecule: messenger RNA, 1234 nt
Organism: Ictalurus punctatus (channel catfish)
Lineage: Eukaryota; Metazoa; Chordata; Actinopteri; Siluriformes; Ictaluridae
Gene: tmem230b
Product: transmembrane protein 230b
Exons: 4
Coding region: 154-501 (115 amino acids)
Biological process (GO): synaptic vesicle transport
Cellular component (GO): synaptic vesicle; endomembrane system
Source: RefSeq, a predicted model, not a curated record
CAUGCGCAUGCGUGAAUCCAAUACGGAAGCGAUAUCGCUAUAUAACUGCAUGUUGUUUCUACCCGUAAUCGAGGGAAGAUGAUAUUCACGUGAGCUACAAAGUAGUCAAUUUAUUUCAGAGUGGACUGAAGAAGGGUAAUAAGAAGAGAUAAAAUGCCAGCGCGAAACACUGUAACGAGUGGAGUCAGAUACUCCAAACUGGCCAGUGAUGAUGAUGGCUACAUUGACCUUCAGUUCAAGAAAAGCCCACCCAAGGUCCCAUAUAAAGCAAUCGCCCUGGCUGCUGUUCUUUUUCUCAUCGGCUCAGUUUUAAUCACCAUUGGAGCGCUGCUUUUAGCAGGAUACUUUGAAGUUCAAGAUCACCGUGAGCGCACUAUACCUGUCCUCAUCAUUGGAAUUCUGGUCUUCAUCCCAGGAUUCUACCACUUGCGGAUUGCCUACUAUGCCUAUAAGGGUUACCGUGGUUACUCUUACGAUGACAUCCCAGACUUUGAUGACUGAGUAACAUAGAGCAAUGUUUUACUGGUGUUUAUAACUGAUCUCUGAAAAAGAGGUCUCCUCCUAUAUCUGCUGGCACAGCUUCAGUCAAGAGAGGCUUGACUUUCAUAUUGCAUCUGUAAAAAAGGCUGGUAAUUUGAGCCUCAAGAAUCCCAUGUAUGGAUUUAUAUUCCAUAUUUCAGAAAUGGAAAAAAAUUAACAUUUCUAAUGCUAUGCUGUCUUUAGUGCAGAUUAAAAUUGAGGCAAGAGGACGCAAAUUGAAAUGUAUAGAUAUUGGUCUGUUAAACUUUUUUACUAUUGUAUUUGAUAUGUUACUACUGUAUAAUAGUUUUUUUUUUAUGGGGAAAAGUAUUCUGUCAUCCCUGGGUCAGACAGAACUCUGUUUAAAGUCUGUUGAAUAGCAAUAUAUCAUGACUAACCCCUCCUAUGACUGGUUUCCUGCUGAAUCCUUACUACUACAUUCCAUGGUUUAUCUUUGAUAUUUAUUAUAUGGUACUAGAGUUUUGAUCUGUUUAAAAUGCUGAUAUAUAAAUCUAUAUAAUCCAUGUGCUAUAUAAAUCUAUCAUUCUUUAUUUAUUUAAUAUACACUGCUCUUCAGUUCCUGUGAUUCCUCUUCAUUGUAAUCAGUUAAUAUCUAUAUCAAAGUAAGUUGCUUUUAAGUCUUCAAAUUAAACAAAUACCUCUGGAGGAAAAGUUGCCCACUUUGGAUUUUGCUAACAAACAAGUGCCCCCCCCC